Messenger RNA from Trichoderma breve, 1113 nucleotides. RefSeq lists its product as uncharacterized. Lineage: Eukaryota; Fungi; Ascomycota; Sordariomycetes; Hypocreales; Hypocreaceae. The record is from RefSeq and is a predicted model, not a curated record. Bases 1 to 1113 code for a protein of 370 amino acids. The transcript is spliced from 3 exons.
AUGGCGCCCCUGGCUCAGGCUGUGACUGUGUCUCUCAAGGACCUGCAGAAUGGAGACGUCUCCUUUGAGACUCUGCAGCAGGCUUUUGGCCCUGACUCUCUCGGUAUCCUAGUGGUCAAGGACGUUCCACAAGAAUUCGCCCAGCUGCGCCAUGUCGCCCUAUCAUAUGGAUCCUAUUUGGGAAACUUGCCCAAAGAGGAACUGGACAAGUUGGAAAACGCCAAAGCAAAGUAUCUCACCGGCUGGUCGUUGGGCAAGGAGACUCUCAAGAAUGGUCAGGCCGAUACCUUCAAGGGAUCCUACUACGCCAACUGUGCCUUUUACGUGAAUCCCAGCCUAGAAUGUGCUGAGCCCACGGCCGAGUUCUCACCGGAGACGUUCCCAGAGUACCUGUCGCCAAACGUCUGGCCCGCCGAGAACGUGCUGCCCGGUAUGAAGCCGGCAGUGACGACUCUCUGCCGCCUCAUUAUCGACGUUGCCGUGCUGGUGGCGCGCGCUUGUGACCGCUUUGCCGAGCAGGAGAUCCAGGGGUACCCCAAGGGCUACCUGGAGCACGUCGUCAGCACGUCCAACACCACCAAGGCGAGGCUGCUGCACUACUUUCCCCAGGGGGCGUCUGAGGCGGCGUCGACUGCGGCAGAGGGCGACGAGGACGACUGGUGCGGCACCCAUCUCGAUCAUGGCUGCUUGACGGGACUCACGUCUGCCAUGUUCAUCGACGAGAAGGAGGUCAACCCGGCGGUGCCAACAGCAGACUUGACAAGCCUCAACGGCGCCUCUCUGCCUCCUCUAGAGGAGCUGCCUGCCUCACCCGACGCCGCAGCUGGUCUCUACAUCAAGUCUCGAACGGGCGAGACAGUGCAGGUCAAGAUCCCUCGUGACUGCAUCGCGUUCCAGACGGGCGAGGCUCUGGAACGCAUCACGGCGGGCAAGUUCAAGGCGGUGCCUCACUUUGUGAGGGGGGUGAGGGCCAGCGUGAGCGAUGGGAGGGUAGCGAGGAAUACGCUGGCCGUGUUUACGCAGCCCAACCUUGGCGAGGAGGUUGACAUUGAACAGCACUUGACGUUUGGCGAGUUUGCCAGAGGCGUCGUGACGAAGAACACUGUGUCUUAG